AUGUUUCACGAGACCAUUCGUUCCCUCGUUCAAGCGGGAGUCCUUCUCGCGGCUGGUGCAUUUGCAAACAAUCUUGGAUCCCUUGAGAAAAUCGAUGCACAGCUGGGGCUCAAAUUUGCGGCGUACGUCACAUUGCCAGCUUUGGCGCUCCAACUCCUGUCAGUCCCGGGUGUGGCCGGUAUUCAGGCGCUGACGAUUGUGUCAGUAUCAGCGGCCUUCAGCGCAUUCCUGGCCCUUCUUGGAUGGCUCGUUCAUGGCAAAAGAAGAGGCCCAGAGAGAGCGCUACUCACAGGCUCAGCAGUCGGAGUGGCGCUGGGCACAUUUGGGCUGCCAUUUGUAGAGGCUGCGUUUGGCACAGCCGGCGUCCGCAUUGCCCUGCUCUGGGACCUUGCUAAUGUCGUGGCAGUUUGCGGGCUGGCAUACCUGGUGUUUGCGUCGGGAGGAUCGCCACCGCCGGCGCUGUACGAGCAUGCGGACGGGGGAACCUACAGGGGGCAGUGGCGGGGAAAUAAGAAGCAGGGUUUGGGGGUCUAUGUGUACCCCGGGGGUGGGCGCUACGAGGGCAUGUGGCGCGACAACGUGAAGCAUGGCUAUGGGGUGUACGCCUUCCCAAAGGGUGGGUUGUAUGAGGGCGAGUGGGUGGCUGGGGAGCGGGAGGGCAUGGGUGCACGCCUCAUGCGCAAUGGAAGCAUUAAGGCGGGUCGGUGGGGCACGGCAAAGCUGGAGAAGCAAAUGGAUCCAUUGGACUGCGCCUAUGCAGUCAAUGCAGCGCAGAGGGCGGCACAGGCGGCACGAAGGGUGAAGGUGGGCGGCGGCAAAGUGGAGGAUGUGUUGAUGAAUUUGGCGAUGCAGCCGUUUGUAUGGGCUAGCGCCGCCGCUCUGUGGCUCAGCUACUCUGGCUCUCCCCUGCCCGCCCUGGUGGAUGCUGUGAGUGGGACAUUGGCCAGCGCACACCUGCCGCUAGUGCUGCUCUGCUCUGGGGCCCUACUCGCUGCACCGCACCCCAAAGUCCUGCAGGUGAAAGACACUGCUGCUGUCCUCCUUACGCGGUAUGUGUCGCCGCUGCUGCUUGCCGCUGCGGCCGCUCUUGUUUCCCCCUCCCACUCUUUGUUGGCCGCGGUCGCUGCCAUCUGCGCCCUUUCACCCGCUCCAUAUGCGUUGGUGGACUACGCGCGUGAGGCGCGCCUGAAUGACAGCUUUGCAGCUGCGUUGGCACCGCUGUCAUCGAUGACAUCAGCGAUACUCAUGGCUCUUUUGGCCCUACUCGUCUCCUCACAGGUCCCCCCACCGCUGACCACCGCUGAGGCCGCCCUGCCACCGCUGGUUCCCCCGGUGCCCUUUGCCGCUGCCGCUGCGGCCCUGGCUGCUGCGGUGUCUGUCGCGGCGUUCCUGUAUGUGCGGCUUGCUGGACGGACCAGGCGUGGCAGUGGAAACAAUCCACCAAGGGGCGCCGUGCGGAUGACCCUGCAGGCAACGCCCUCGCAGCCCAUGCCACCUGUCACCAUCCUGGAACCCCCUUCGCAGGAGGUCACACCAGCGCAGGAAGCAGCAUCAGAUGCUGAUGUAAGCGAGGGGGAACCUGCUGAGAGCUUUGUUGGGCAGCUGGGGGUGGAUGAUUCAGCGGCUGAUGUCAGCGCAGAGCCUGAUGAGGCAGCACAGCAGGAGAGGCCGGGCGCCCAGAGAGCGGAGGCAGCUUCCAGCGCAGAGGAAGCUACUAGUUCAAAUGAGAACUCAGGCGGUGCAGAUCAGAGCAGAGGCCGCGGCCGCCGGCCGGGCCGGGGAAUGUUCAGGGAUGUAGACGAAGAUAAUCCAGGAGGUCUUGCUGCAUCUGCGGUCGUCAGGAGAGGGUUUGAUGUGGGGGGCUGUGAAGCGAGCAGCUCGCUCAUCCUGGAGGCGCUGAUUCCCCAGGUGCUGCCUGAGAGGUUGGAGCGGAUACAACAGGUUGCCUCUGACAGAUGCCACUCCAUCCUCCCAGUUGUAGAAGCCUUGGGAUUUGGAGCUGUACAGUGCAUAGACAGCAGCGUGGAGAGGGUGAAGUCUGCGCGGGGGAAUCGCACCAGCAAGGGCGCGGAGAAAUGGCUGGACGUGCAGCGCACCUGGGGCACUCGCAGGUGUGUGGAGUACCUGCGUGACUGUGGCUACAGGAUAUUAGUCACACAGCCGACGGCUGACUCAGUACCGAUCGGGGCGAUUGACUGGACGCUGCCCACAGCCUUCAUCCUGGGCAACGAGGUCAACGGGGCAUCAGCGGAGGCGAUAGAGCUGGCGGACCAGGCAGUUACAGUCCCCAUGGCGCACAGCUUCACAGAGUCUUUCAAUGUUUCUGUGGCGGCCGCACUCAUUCUCAGCGAGGCGCGGCGACAGCGGCUGGAAAAGCUCGGCAGAUGCGGCGACCUGAGCCCCGAAGAAACCCAGACUCUGACGGCGAUCAUGCUGCUGAAGCACAGAGGAGGGAACGCCCUGUCAUGGCACCCCCACUGGAAGCAGCACGCUCAGAGGAUUGACCAGCAGGCCCUGUCGUAUGCCAUGUGA
This is a messenger RNA of Coccomyxa subellipsoidea C-169, 2532 nucleotides long. RefSeq lists its product as hypothetical. Gene Ontology annotation, molecular function: RNA binding. Bases 1 to 2532 code for a protein of 843 amino acids. NCBI's taxonomy places the organism in Eukaryota, Viridiplantae, Chlorophyta, Trebouxiophyceae, Coccomyxaceae. The transcript is spliced from 20 exons. The record is from RefSeq and is a predicted model, not a curated record. Gene Ontology annotation, biological process: tRNA guanine ribose methylation.